Messenger RNA from Drosophila simulans, 2018 nucleotides. It is a transcript of the gene Gr28a, whose product is annotated as putative gustatory receptor 28a. Bases 564 to 1916 code for a protein of 450 amino acids. The record is from RefSeq and is a predicted model, not a curated record. NCBI's taxonomy places the organism in Eukaryota, Metazoa, Arthropoda, Insecta, Diptera, Drosophilidae. The transcript is spliced from 3 exons. Gene Ontology annotation, biological process: sensory perception of taste. Gene Ontology annotation, cellular component: neuronal cell body; membrane; dendrite.
AGUAACUGAAUCUUCGAGUCAUAAUAUAUUUGUUCUUGGCAUAUCAGUUCAGUUUUAUGCGUAUAUACCUGUUGGUAAGUUAAACAAAUUUUCGUACAGGGAAAUCAACCCUUUGUUGCUGUCCAUCAACUAAUUAGUAGCAAGUACCCCCCAAAAAAUUGGGCCUAUCAGCCACUUUGCGUGGUCGUAAAUUGUUUGCCAAUUGUAAUGAAUAGCCAUUGUGUAGAACAUUUAGUUGGCAAAAAAUGGACAUGUCACGAAUUCCGUUGAACUCGUUGAACUUGUAUGUAAAUGACCUUGACCACCCGUAACCCUCCCCCUCGCUUAAGGUUAAUUAAAUAUUUGCUACUAUUGAUAUUGGUCUAUUAAGAGUGCGAAGGUGUGUGUCAGCGCUUUAACGAUUUUGAUAUAUGAUAUAUCAGUCGUGUCUCGAGUUGACACAAAGGUAAUCAUCAUCAUCAGCCGGCGAAGACUUCCGUUGUCAGUUGGCGGAAAAUACGCGAGCCGAGCGGACGUUCCACCUCCAGCGAAAUUUAAAUAAGCCAUAUUAAACGGUCUUAUCAAUGGCCUUUAAGUUGUGGGAGCGCUUUUCCCAGGCGGACAAUGUGUUCCAGGCACUUCGACCACUAACAUUCAUAUCGCUAUUGGGCCUGGCUCCAUUUCGUUUGAAUUUGAAUCCACGCAAGGAGGUGCAAACAUCGAAGUUCUCCUUCUUCGCCGGCAUAGUGCACUUCCUGUUCUUCGUCCUGUGUUUUGGUAUCUCCGUGAUGGAGGGAGAUUCCAUAAUAGGCUACUUCUUCCAGACCAAUAUCACGAGAUUCAGCGAUGGAACCCUACGCCUCACUGGCAUCCUGGCCAUGUCCACUAUUUUCGGAUUUGCCAUGUUCAAGAGACAACGUUUGGUCAGCAUAAUACAGAACAACAUAGUGGUGGACGAGAUAUUUGUGAGGCUGGGCAUGAAGUUGGACUACCGCAGGAUACUGUUGUCCAGCUUUCUCAUAUCCUUGGGCAUGCUGCUGUUCAACGUCAUUUACUUGUGUGUGAGCUAUAGCCUGCUGGUCAGUGCCACCAUAUCGCCCUCAUUUGUGACUUUCACAACCUUCGCCCUGCCGCACAUCAAUAUCAGCCUGAUGGUCUUCAAGUUUCUUUGCACCACGGACUUGGCCAGGAGCCGGUUUAGUAUGUUAAACGAAAUCCUGCAGGAUAUUUUGGAUGCCCAUAUUGAGCAAUUAAGCGCCUUGGAACUCUCACCCAUGCACUCGGUUGUCAAUCACAGACGCUACUCACAUCGCCUGCGAAAUUUAAUCAGCACGCCAAUGAAGCGGUACAGUGUUACCUCCGUAAUACGCCUCAAUCCGGAAUACGCAAUCAAACAGGUGUCGAACAUUCACAAUCUGCUCUGCGACAUUUGCCAGACCAUAGAGGAAUACUUCACAUAUCCGCUGCUGGGAAUCAUAGCCAUAUCCUUCCUAUUCAUUCUCUUUGAUGACUUUUACAUUUUGGAGGCCAUUCUGAAUCCCAAACGAUUGGAUGUCUUUGAGGCCGAUGAGUUCUUUGCCUUCUUCCUAAUGCAGCUCAUCUGGUAUAUAGUGAUCAUCGUGCUGAUCGUGGAGGGCAGCAGUCGGACUAUUUUGCAUAGCAGCUAUACGGCAGCUAUAGUUCACAAGAUCCUCAAUAUCACCGAUGAUCCAGAGCUCAGAGAUCGCCUUUUUCGAUUGUCCUUGCAACUAUCGCAUCGAAAGGUCCUUUUCACAGCCGCAGGACUUUUUCGUCUGGAUCGCACACUGAUUUUUACGAUUACUGGUGCUGCCACUUGCUACCUCAUUAUCCUCAUCCAGUUUCGAUUCACGCAUCACAUGGACGACACCAGCUCCAAUUCAACAAAUCAUUUACAUUCCAUUCAUCUCGGCGAUUGAUUAAAAUUAUUUAUGCACAUUAAUCAAUUCAAUUUUAACCUAAAGUGUCCUUACGUACAAAUGAUAAAUAAAUUAAAGUUUUCCAGCUCGCAGUAAAAUCAA